AUGCCCAAAUCCCUUCAUGUACCGCCCUGCCCCACCACGAACCCCAACCAGCCACGUCUUGCCACUACCCCUGCCAUGAUCCCCACCAUCCCCCACUACCCUCACCCUCCCCCACGACCCCCGACCUCCCCCACGAGCACCCGCCCUCACCCACGAGCCCCUGCCCUCCCCCACGAGCCCUGCGUUGCCACAAACUCCACCCCCAAGACUUGCACCCCACUGAGACCCCCACCAGCACCCCUGCCCGACCAGCACCCCCACCCCAACAACACCCCUGCCCCACCAGCACCCCCACCCCAUCAACACCCCUGCCCCACCAGCACCCCCAGCCCACUGACACCCCUGCCCCACCAUAACUCCUGCCCCACCGAGCCCCAACAAGACCUCCCGACGACAACCCACCACCGACACCCCUGCCCCACCAAGUCCCCCACCCCACUGAGGUCCCCACCACACUGA
Molecule: messenger RNA, 459 nt
Organism: Schistocerca nitens (vagrant locust)
Lineage: Eukaryota; Metazoa; Arthropoda; Insecta; Orthoptera; Acrididae
Exons: 1
Coding region: 1-459 (152 amino acids)
Source: RefSeq, a predicted model, not a curated record